AUGGAGUGCGUGGCAGGGCCCGGUGUUCUGCCCUUGUUCGCUGGCCACGAGCCCUACCACUGCUGGUUUGGCGGCAACGACACAACCAUCGAGAAGAGCAUGAAGAAAAUCGAUGCGUCGGUCAAACAGGCGGUAGAUCGAUGGAACAAGAUCAAGAGCAACCCUGAGGCAGAGAUCGUUGGCGGCAUCGGGUUCUCCGAGGGCGCGCUCGCCCUCUCGAUGCUGCUCUGGCAACAACAGCAGGGCAUGGUGCCCUGGUUGUCACGGUUGCAGUUUGCCGUGAUGAGCUGCUGCUUCUUUCCCGGCGAGGCUUCCUUGUGGCUGAACGCCAGGGCCCAGGACUUCGGCCUCAGCAAAGCGCACAUCAAUGUCCCCACGCUUCACAUACAUGGUAAUAGGGAUUUCUGCCUCGGCCGCGCACGGAGGCUGGUCAGAGCCCACUACCAGCCCGAGUAUGCUACCGUCAUUCAAACAGAAGCCGGCCAUCACUUGCCAACAAAGAAAGAGGAGGUGGCAGAGGUGGUCAAGCAUAUCCUCAGUUUGUCGACGACGGCUCCAUCGAUCGCCGUAGCAUAG
This is a messenger RNA of Hirsutella rhossiliensis, 576 nucleotides long. Its product is annotated as serine hydrolase (FSH1) domain-containing protein. Gene Ontology annotation, biological process: secondary metabolite biosynthetic process. Gene Ontology annotation, cellular component: nucleus; cytoplasm. The coding region runs from base 1 to 576 and encodes 191 amino acids. The transcript has a single exon. The record is from RefSeq and is a predicted model, not a curated record. Lineage: Eukaryota; Fungi; Ascomycota; Sordariomycetes; Hypocreales; Ophiocordycipitaceae.